Molecule: messenger RNA, 1325 nt
Organism: Cucurbitaria berberidis CBS 394.84
Lineage: Eukaryota; Fungi; Ascomycota; Dothideomycetes; Pleosporales; Cucurbitariaceae
Exons: 1
Coding region: 155-1117 (320 amino acids)
Source: RefSeq, a predicted model, not a curated record
AGCUCAUUGUGGGGUGCAUGGAAAGCAUACGAACGACUUGUAUUGAUAGAUAACAGCUCUUGUCCUUCCACCGAUGGACCGCGAUUCACCUCCUCAAUAGUGUUAUCACAUAGCUAUAUUCCUGUUAACACCCAAUCGACUGCGGGGAUCUAACAUGCCGGGCAAGAGGUCAAUCCCCAAAGAGCGGUAUGAGCGUCAACGCAAGGCACGAGAAAUACGCAGGGCCUUAGCAGCGAUCACACCAGAGAAUUCGCGCCCACAGAGACAAUCUCCGCUCUUCUCAGUCCUACCAGCAGAGUUACGCGUCCUCAUCUUCCAAUUCGUACUCAGUCAAGCACUUGAUCUAGCUAGGCCUCUCGAUAUCCAUUGCAACAGUCCUCUAUAUCGCCCAGGUCAUACCCACCAUGCCACCCUCGACAUCUCUCUCCUACUCACAUGUCGCUUGGUGUACUGCGAGGCACACACUAUUCCGGUCCGAAGCGCUACAUAUCACUUCGGGCAUCUGAGCGGUGCCUCAUGUCUCUACAAUGACUCUGCCUGGCUCCAUCACGUCACGAAGCAGCACGGCGCAGAGUUGUAUCAUUUGCACGAUAACGUCAUUUCUAUCCGCUCAAAUCAUGUUACAAAGUUCUUACUGCCGCACCUACACUGGCGAAAAAUUACUUGGACUGUAUGCGGCUACUUGCUAACACCAAGGCUGUAUGCGGAACAGACGGGAUUCGAUUCCCCUGCGAACACAUUGGCCGGAUUGACACUUCCGGCUAGCUGUAAAGAAGUUACGUUGGAACUGGAGACUCGAGAAGACUUGCUCGACGACUGGCCACAACUGCUUCAACAGGCGAAGGCUUGCCAGCAAGUCUCCUUGAUGAGAAGCGAUGGCACCACACUAGAGCUCGAUAAUAGGUAUGUUGUGCGGUACAAGUGGGUUGGUAGCGGUCAGUUACAGGAGGGAAUACGUGAGGAUGCGUUGUUGACCAAGUAUACUAUGGUAUACCACACAAUCAGGUUGUGCUGGCGAGCGAAACUUGCUAGACGGGAGUAUAUGAGUUAUGAUCGUUUGGAUUGCUUGAGACUGGAAGGGUGUGCGGAGGUCACCGAAAUCAUGGCUCUUGAGUAGUAGUAGUCAUAGCAUGACAAGGAUGGCCACAAAACAACAACAAGGUGGAAUGUAGAGAAUAGAUUUCCCUUAGGAGGUACCUGGGAUAUCAGUUGGGAGUCUGAAUCCAUUCAGGCAAUCAGAUUCUGAGUUUUUAGCUUGCCAUAAACUCUGCCCAUGUUAUGCAGCGCAACGAGUGUCUGCAAGAAUCAACCGGCUGCUCUUGCCC